CCUUCCUACUACAGCCAUAAUGUGAUGCUAUUAGGGAGACUUGCCUUAACUGAUAUGUUGGAGUUAAUGGGAGAUAGAAAUCCUUGACCAUGAAAGUACCUGUUGUUAAGCAGCAGCUAGAAUCACUACCAUUGUCAAGUGCCUCCUGCUUCUCAUGUUAGAAACAAAUUCCUGCACAUCUGAUAUCUUCUGGACAUCUUCACGGGGAUGUCUCACCAGUCCCAUGAACUCAGUAAGUCCCACCCAAAAUUUCCUUUCCCAAACUUGUCCCUCUCUCUCUAUUCUGUAAUUCUGUUAAUGGCACCUUCAAAUCCCCAGUUAUCUUGGGGCUCAGAGUUUCAGCCACUGUUGACUCCUUCCUCUCUCUUGCCUCCAUAUUCAACCUGUUGCCAAGUCCUCCCCAUUCAUUCAUAUCCUACUCGCCUUUAUUGUCACUGCCUGGUUCAGUAUCUCGCACCUAGAUACUGCAAGAGUCUCCUGCCUGCUCUCUUGAGACCAAUCUCUGAUAAGCACAGCUCUAACGAUGUCACUUCCCUGCUCAAUGGACUUCCAAGGAAUCCAUUAGCUUGGCAUUCAAAACUCUUGAUGACUUAACCCAAAUCUACAUUUCUCCUAUUUUCAAUAAUUUUUAAAUGUGUAUUAUGCCUAUCUUCUAAGUUAUUUUGGGUUGACCUUUAAAAAUUAUCCUUUAAAACUGUUAUUGCUUUUGCAGGUCCACGGACUGUGACUCUUCCUGCAACCUGCAGCUUUUCCACGUUCCUUUUACUUCAGACCCACUGUCCUUGCAACUCCCUGCAGUCGGAUAGUCUCAUACCUUGGACUCUUCUGAACAUAAAUAGCCGCUUGGCUUAUUGAACUACCAAGGGGAAAUGUGGUUCCAGAGCCAAAUUGUGAGUGCCCAAAACAAAACAAAACAAAAACAAAACCAAACCCUACUCUGCCUGCCUUAAGCUCCCAUUCCCUCCCACAGGACAUACAACACCAUUUCAUUCUGCCCUGGAGUGAUCAUUGGCCUAAACGUUGAGCGCCCAAUCCUGCAUUCAAUCCCACAGCCCCGCCCCGCCCCCCCGUCAUAGUCAAGGCCGAUUUAUUCUUUUGAUUUUCCGUGAUUUUAACCAAUCACUCCGCUCCCCAUCCCUCCGACCCCAGUCUCCGGUGUCCGCAGGGGUUGCGCACCCUAGAGUUGCCGCUUUUUGAGAACCGGUUUUACCUCCGCCCACUCCUUCGUCCUCUAGUUUGGGACUUCCAAACUUCUCCCCUCUCCUCCCCGGGCAUAGUGCGCGCUUUCAUGAAUAAUCUGGUCACAAAACAAACAAAAACGAAUAGAAAAAGAAAAAAAGAGAAAAAAAAGCCGAAAACUUCCCAGGGUUUGCCUUAGAAUUAGCAGGUGGGGAUGUACCCCGUUCCACCACGAGCUCCUCCAGCGCCCGGGGCUCCGGCGUACCCUAACGCCUCUGCGCUCGCGGCCCCGCCCCCGGCCUCCCGCGGGGCUUUAAUGACAUAAGCAACUUUCCUCGCGCACCCCCCGCCCCGUCUUGGUACGGCCUGUCCGGCGCUCGACGUUCCACCCCCCUCUCUCUGCUCUCAGGUUGGUUCAGCCCCCGUCUACACUGGGGUGGUGCUUAGCCGGCGCCAGACCGACCCUCGACUUCGGAGAGGCAGCGCGGUUCCUCUGGGUGUUUCUGCCUCCCCUUCUCCGGCUUCUCCAGCCUCCUCGGCCUCGUCGCCCGCCGCGGGAACCCGAGACCCCAGUGUAUGCCCCACCCCUGACCCCGCUCGCGACAUGUCCACCCCGGCUCGGCGGCGCCUCAUGCGGGACUUCAAGAGGUUGCAGGAGGAUCCUCCAGCCGGAGUCAGCGGGGCUCCGUCCGAGAACAACAUAAUGGUGUGGAACGCGGUCAUUUUCGGGCCUGAAGGGACCCCGUUUGAGGAUGGAACAUUUAAACUUACAAUAGAAUUCACUGAAGAAUAUCCAAAUAAACCACCUACAGUUAGAUUUGUCUCUAAGAUGUUCCAUCCAAAUGUCUACGCAGAUGGUAGUAUAUGUCUGGAUAUACUUCAGAACCGUUGGAGUCCAACCUAUGAUGUGUCUUCCAUUCUAACAUCCAUACAGUCUCUAUUGGAUGAACCCAAUCCCAAUAGUCCAGCAAACAGCCAGGCUGCUCAGCUGUACCAGGAGAACAAACGGGAAUAUGAAAAGCGUGUUUCUGCAAUAGUAGAACAAAGCUGGCGCGAUUGUUGACCCCGGGUACAGUUUAAAGAAGCUGGCCAUAAGAAAAAUAUAUAUUGAUGUGUUUGUCACCACCCUACUCAUGUCAUUACAUUUACUUUAUUAAAAGCAAAAUAGCUGUUGUGCUGUUUCCAUCUUCCUUGCCAAGUUUUCCUACCCCUUCUACCCUCUCCUUAAACAUCAGAAAACACCCUCUAUGAAAUCAAAUGUACUGUACCUGGGUUACUUGCAAAAAUUACUAAUGCUUCAGUUUUUCUGUUGUAUUUCAUUUCCAGUUUUCAGGCAGUUAUUUUUAUUAUUGUACUUUUAAGCUUUUAAGAUGAAUUGUUAUACAAGAGGUGCUUAUGCUUAGCUUGAUGACUAGGAUGUUGUUUUUUAACAAAAUGAUUGCUGAAGUGUUUCAUCCUGGCUGGUCCUUCACUUGUGUUGGAUUUAGAAGUGAAUGUGUUUGGAAUAUGGCCUACAGAGAAUAGAAACAAAUCCAUGUAAACAAUUUUGAAGGAGGGAUGGGAGCUAAAAAUCCUGUGAUACUAAGAUCUCAGUCAUAUGAAUUACAAGAUAGUAUUUACUGGCAAGGAGAAAGUUGAAGGACUCAGCUAAAGGAGUACAGCAAUUGUAGUAACUGACACAUCCUCUCUUUGCAAGCUGCUGACUGGGCACACUCAUGCUAAGUUUCAGAAUUAUUGGUCUUCUGGGUUUUUGCUUUUUAAAAGAGGCGUGGGAGCAGAGGAAUGGAAACAAUCAUGAGUUUUUGAGCUAGGGAAAGUUGGAGAUCCUUUAAUCUUUUUAAAGGAUCAGUGCUGCCCUAGGUGAAUAAACUCAAUUGUCUAUCUUUAUUUUAGAGUUUUAAUGAAUUCAAGGAAGGGAGCAUAGCAUAUCUGUGGCAAACUGUUUUCCACUCAAAUCCUGAGUUAUUGCUGCAUGCUUUAAUUUCUUCCCUUUCAGCAUCUGAGAACCUUAAAGCCAAUGUCUGCAAUCUUUUUUUGGAUAUUUAUACUUUUAGAUAUAUAGUACCUUUAAGUAGCAGUAUGGGACAAGGCUUGUAAAUGUUUUAUCUAAUGUUCUAUUGUCACCUUUUAUGCAUUUAUCACUUCCAAAUCUAACUUUGCACAAGUAACCCAUGUAAAAAAAAUGUACAUUUUUCAAAAGUUGUAAAUAAAAAUAACCUUACAAUUUCA
Pongo pygmaeus (Bornean orangutan) is the source of this 3408-nucleotide messenger RNA. It is a transcript of the gene UBE2A, whose product is annotated as ubiquitin conjugating enzyme E2 A. The transcript has 6 exons. Lineage: Eukaryota; Metazoa; Chordata; Mammalia; Primates; Hominidae. The record is from RefSeq and is a predicted model, not a curated record. The coding region runs from base 1784 to 2242 and encodes 152 amino acids.